AGGUAGAGUCUGGUCUGUCUCCCAUCGCUCCAACCAGCCUCCAGUGGUGGUCAUCUUACUACCAUGGGGCCAAGAUGAUUAGCUGGGUGAGGAGAUAUGGCCAUGCCUGAUAGUGACAAGACUGCUGCUGGUGGUUUAGCCGAAGAGAGGGAGGUGUCUGGGGCAGAGGGCACGGACCCGUUCCGUAUUGAGGUUGAGUCUGUGAGUCACGAGGACCUGCCAACCGUGGAGAUCCCCACCACCUUCAAUGUCAGCCCCCUCAGUGGCCAGACCAGCGGCUCCUUCUCUCAGGACCUCCAGGACCCCCAUGUACCCACCGCUCCGUUCCAGGAGCCCCCUGCCCCCACCCCAAAGAGCCAGGGCCAGCUCACCCCAACCAGCUACCUCCCUUCCAUGCGCUUCAUCAAGGUCCGGCCCUUCAUGCACGAUGACGGCUUGGUGGAGACUAAGACCCUAUGCAGCCAGCUCCUGGCACACUGGCUGCUGCUGGUGAUUGUUGCGUGUGGUCUACUGGCCCUGAGUCUAGCCCUAGGCAUUGGGCUUGGAGUGGGAGUCAGCUGCACGGGGAAGUUCCACUGUAGCACAUCCACUUUGUGUUUUGCCAGAUCUGCGCAGUGUGAUGGAGUCAGCGACUGCGCAGAUGGGGAGGACGAACUGCAAUGUGUGCGUCUGAGUGGGAGGAGCUCUGUGCUGCAGAUCAACUGUAGGGGUGUAUGGGGGACUGUGUGCUCCACCAACUGGGAUCACACACUGGGUUAUUCUGCCUGCAAACAGCUGGGAUACUCCAGCUACAUCAGUUCCAGAUCCCUGCCUCUCUCCUCUGUCGAGUCGGCCUUCCAGGCUAACCUGGUAUCAGUCAACCUGAGUCAUCCAGAUCGCCAGCAGACUGUCAAGAUCCAUAACACCACCUUCCUCAGUAAGACCCAGUGCAGCUCUGAGAGUGUGAUCGUACUCAAGUGCAUAGAUUGUGGCUCCAGGCCCAUGUUCAGGUCUCGUAUUGUGGGAGGGAACGUCUCCAAACCAGGCCAGUUUCCCUGGCAGGCCAGCCUGCACUAUCAGAACCGACACCUCUGUGGGGGCUCCAUCAUCACACCACGCUGGAUAGUGACAGCAGCACACUGUGUCUACGGGUUUGCAACAAAAACCAUGCUGUGGGCGGUGCAAGUGGGAUUGACAGAUCAGCCGAUCAAUGGGGUGCUGUCUCGCUCUUUGGAGAAGAUUGUCUACCAUGCCCGCUACCAACCAAAGGGCUUAAACUAUGACAUCGCUCUAUUGAAGCUAACAGAGCCUCUUACCUUUAAUGGUACCACGGUCUACAAUGAGCCCCAAAAGUAUUGGGACAGCGACAUUUUGUUGUUGUUUUGGCUCUGUACUCCAGCACUGUGGAUUUUAAAUGACACAAUGAUUUUGAGGUUAAAGUGCAGGCUGUCGGGUUUCAUUUGAGGGCAUUUUCAUCCAUAUCGGGUGAACCGUUAAAAAAUGACAGCACUGUACAUAAUCUCCCCAUUUUAAGGGACCAAAAGUAUUGGGACAAAUGAACUCAUAUGUGUAUUAAAGUAGUAAAAAGUUAAGUGUUUGGUUCCAUAUUCAUAGCACGCAAUGACUACAUCACACGUGUGACUCUACACAUGUGUUGGAUUCAUUUACUGUUUGUAUUUCAGAUUAUUUUGUGCCCAAUAGAAAUGAAUGGUAAAUAAUGUAUUGUGUCAUUUUGCAGUGACUUUUAUUGUAAAUAAGAAUAUAAUAUGUCGGGUCGGCAGGGUAGCCUAGUGGUUAGAGCGUUGGACUAGUAACCGGAAGGUUGCAAGUUCAAACCCCCGAGCUGACAAGGUACAAAUCUGUCGUUCUGCCCCUGAACAGGCAGUUAACCCACUGUUCCUAGGCUGUCAUUGAAAAUAAGAAUUUGUUCUUAACUGACUUGCCUGGUUAAGUAAAAAUAAACACUUAUACGUUAAUGUGGAUGCUACCAUGAUUAUGGAUAAACCUUGAAUAAUGAGUGAAAAAGUCACAAAUAUAAUUUUUUUCUAAACGGUUCAGCCGAUAUGGACGAAAAUACCCUCAUAUUUAAACUGUCAGUCUGCACUUUAACCUCAUAGUCAUAGUAUCAUGGAGUACCAAGGCAAAAAAAAAAAAAAAAUGUGUCCCAAUUCUUCCUGUCUGUCUUGUCCUACUGAGUGAUAGUGAUAUAGGGCUCUAUUCAAUCUUCAAUCUGUAUCGCGGAAGCAUUAGAGAUUGCGUGAUAGAAAUGUAAAAGUCAUUUCUGAUUAUGCUGACAUACAGUAUGCAAGGUUUACUGUGACCACAGUCCCCCGCCAACGCAUGAACAUUUCCUUUACAUUUAAAUUGGGCUUCAGUGCUGAACUUCCGCGAUACGGAUUGAAUAGAGCCCUUAGAGUAACUGCUCUUAUUCACCUCAAAUCUGAAGGAGCACAUCAGGUUCAUUGGCUAAGUCUUUUCCUCCAGGUCUGGUUGAGCCUAUCUGCCUGCCGAACUAUGGGGAGAGAUUUGAGGAGGGGAAGAUGUGCUGGAUCUCUGGGUGGGGUGCCACAGUGGA
Molecule: messenger RNA, 2554 nt
Organism: Oncorhynchus nerka (sockeye salmon)
Lineage: Eukaryota; Metazoa; Chordata; Actinopteri; Salmoniformes; Salmonidae
Product: transmembrane protease serine 3-like
Exons: 9
Coding region: 97-1443 (448 amino acids)
Biological process (GO): proteolysis
Cellular component (GO): membrane
Molecular function (GO): protein binding; serine-type endopeptidase activity
Source: RefSeq, a predicted model, not a curated record